GCACACUCUUCGAUUAUGUGGCAUCUGCGGCUGUUGUGCCUCAUCGCGACGGCUUCAAGCAUCAACCAGAGAGCACCCUGGGCCUUCAGGGGUCACCAUCAUGUGCUGAUCUGCCAACACAGGCACCGCAGACUGAGAGCCCAGCAUCCGCGAGUGUGGAUGGGCGACGUUAGCGGCGAAGGGGUGGGCAGAAUGACCACCAUGGAGGGACAGACCAGGCAAGGCGGCCCAUCCCCCGUCCCGAAAGAAUGGAAGACUCUCUCAGAUGGUGAGCAAGAUCCCACAAUCAGGCAGAUCUUCCAUGCAAUUGCAUUGCUGAUGUUGGUGCAUCUAUAUCAUGCGCAGGUGUGUAUCUGAUGCAUCCGACGCGUGACGACCCCUUCGAUGCGGCUCAGGAUGAUGCCGACGUCACCGGCGACGCGCCCUUGACAGAUCAGGACAUCGACAUCGUUUUUAUACACGGGUAACGACACACAAGACAACACAGGCAGACAGGAGCAUUGGGCGCAGACGAAAGCCAUCUGUAUUGUGAUGUGUUGCAUAUCCCUUCAUUUGUCAGGUUGCAGGGCAGCGCCGCCAAGACCUGGCGCCAGAUCAGGCCGUCGCAGAUGAGUGACGAUGAUGCGGCCUUGACGGACCCAUCCGCCCCGCUCUCCCCCACAUCCACGGGCCGCAACGGUCGACCGCGGCGGCGCCGCCCCCCUCCCCCAGCCAUUUAUGUCACUUUGGAAGACCUGCAGAGGGAGGCGGAGAUGCAUGACGACGACGGCGAUUUGAAACAGGAUGUUGGUGAAGCGGCAGAUCGAGAUGCGAUGCCGGCAUCUGCCGCCGACACACCAGAGGAUGACGUGGAGCUGCAGACAGAUGACGAGGAUGCGGCUGAGAAGGCGAGGAGGGGACGAAGGCUUCGUUUCCCUCGCUUCAACAUCCGGCUGUCCCCAUCCUUUGCUCGCGCCCUCCUGCGGCUGCCCUCGGCUCUCACCAAGGACCAAACACGCCAGAAGACAGCGAGAAGGGCCAAUCGCAACCCGUCCUCUAGCCCCCUGCUGCUUGAUGACGUUCAAGACACCACGGCGUCAUCGAGCGGCGAUGAGAGCCGCGCUCUGGCCGUGACUGAGGAGAUGAGGGCCAUGAUCUCCUCACUGGAGCAGGGGAUGCAAGAAUCAGAUGAGGAGGACGCCGAGACUGAUGGACGCCCCUAUGUGCCCCUCUCCGGCAACUUUCUCGAUGAUCCCUUCGUGCCAGAGGACAACAGCACCCUGGAGCUCGGCAGCAGGGCCCAGCCAACGGAGAGCGAAGCAUCGUCAUCCCCUCCCAAGCCCCGUCCACCUCCCGGCCCUCCGUUGAAGCGUUUCUGGUCUGCCGUGACGGACGCCUUGCGUCAGCGACAGCGCGCUGGAAUGAGUCCGUCUCGUCGAAAGGCACUGGUGCGGGAGGCGUUGAAGAAGGGCAUAGAGGAGGAGGAGAUGCGGGCACAGCAGAGGGACGUGACCGUCAGGAAGGACCCAAAGUCACAGUAAGUCAGGGGAGGGGCUAGAGAGAAGUCGGGGCUGGUGGAUGACGGUGAGAGAGGAGCGAGGCGUUGCGUUCGUCGUUUUUGGAUGUGUAUGUUGCAGGACGUUUGUACACUGGCCCGCCCGCUUUAUCCCUGAGGACUUCCCCGGAGCAAGGAUCAUCGCUGUCGAUUACGACGUAUGUGACGCACACGUGACCUGAUUCCUAUCUGUCAUUGUGCCAUUCCUUCCGCGCGGUCAGGCUCCGAUGUUCCGUGACCGGAGGCCCCGCAGGCAGCUCCCCAACCCGCGGCAGAGCCAACCAGCCAACGUGACGGCUGCAGAGAACAGCAGUGCCCAAGACACGUCGACGCCCUCCCCGCCGACCGCGGCCCCUCUCACGACACUCACGGCAUCCCCUCCCUGGGCCGUUCACCAGGGGAGCCAGCGGUCCGCGAGGGCAAAGGGCCUGGCCCACAUACGCCCCCCUUCUCCCCCGCUCUCGUUCAGACCCCCUCCGCCCCAGAAAACGCCUGUGCUCGACCUCAGGGGACCGGCGAUGCGCUUCGGGGGCUGGCGAAACCCACUCAGGGAUCGCACCAAUGCCACCCAAGACGCCCAGCCGGUGAAGGAGAGGCGGGGCCACCGGCGGCAGUCAGCCGAGGCGGAUCGACUUACUUUGAAUCAGCUGUCGGACGAUCUUCUGGCCCGGCUGCAGGCGGCUGGUGUGGGCAGGAAUGGGAGGGGUGUGGUGCUGGUUGGUCACUCAUUGGGAGGGCUGCUUGCAAAGAGCCUUGUGGUCAAGGACAAGGUCAGCACGGUCACAAACGAAGAAAUACCAUUCGUCUGAAUCAUCCGCUCGCUUCCUUUGUUGUGGCGCAUCAGGGUCUUCGUGAGAGCGUGCGUGGCGUUCUCUUCUACGGCGUGCCGCACUUGGGUGCGCCAAUCGCGAGCAUGCCCCGAGUGUUCCGGCCCAUGUUCUCGCAGAUAGUGCAGCAGCUGCGGCCCAACCGUGAGCUGCUCUUCCUCAACAACGCAUUCAGAGACAUCGCACUACAACAAGGUGUGCAUGUGGGUGGGAAGGUGGUCUCACGACUGAUACGCCACGCCCCUCUGCAUACGAUACGUAUGCGUGUGUGUGUGUGACCGUAGGGAUCGAGACGAUAUCGGUGGCUGAGUCGCGGCCCACCCGUCUGCCUUUCAACCAGCUGGAUUUUGUGGUCCCGGUAAACUAUGCCUAUCCGCGGGUGGGCGAGCUGUGUGUGGUGGGCGAGGCCGACCACAUCGAGGUCUGCAAGGCCGCCGCCAAAGACGGAGACGCCAGAUACGAGACGCUCAGAGACCUAAUCACACGGGUAAGAGAUCUCCGUGUGGGUGCCCACACGCCAGGCAACUCAUGUUUGCGGAUGGCUGUCUGUAACUUCAGGCGUUGGAGCCGCAGGAGUCAUCCAGAGAUCGGCUGCUCCUCCCACUGGUGUUCACCUCACGAGCAGACCGGAGUACAAACAAUAGGCCAACCGCCGCGCAACCACUGGAGGCGACGGACACCACAUCAUCGAGUGUGUCAGGAGAGAGCAGCGAAGAUAGCGAGAGGGAAGCGGGUCGGCUGGAGGCGUUGCGCAGGCGUCUGUUCCGGAUGCGGCGUGGCGAUGGCGAUGGCGAUGAGGGAGAGGAUGAAGACAGCGGUGCGCGGGACGACCGGCCUGCAUCGAGGCCGCUGGUUCUGCGGUGACUGGUGGAUGAGGCAUGAGUGCAGAGGUCUGUCUAGAGAGGGUGCCGUCUGUUCGGUUGUGUCAAUAUGCAUAGCCUGCCUAGGUAGGUAGCUCAAGUAGAACUAUGAGUGAGGCGCGAGGGUCAGCCUGCCAGCCAGCCAUCUAUCCAUGCAGCUGUGUCAGCUAGUGCAUGUGUGUGUACGGUAGGGUAUGGUGUGGUGUGGCGUGGCGUGGCGCUGCAUAUGUAAUCUAAUCUGGCGGCACGUGUAUGCGCUUGAAUGAAUGUGUAUAUCCCGAAGGGAUGAGAUGAGGAGCGCGUCAGUCUUUUGCAACGGCUGACAUGUCAGUGAGAGGUGGAUAAAGAAAGGGCGAGGGCCGUGUGUGUUUGGUGUGAUGGAUUGAUGCGAUGCAUGUCAUGAUACACACUGUGUGUGGUGUUGUGCUACUCUCUGCAGAGAGAGAGAUCGGGUGAGCUGUACAGAUGGACAGACAGACAGAUGACGACUGCCUGGCGUGGCGUGGGGUUCGGCUGACUGACAUGAUUCACUGAUUGAUUGACUGAUGCGUUUGGACCCCUCAUGGUACUCCAUUGACUGAGUGAAAGCAAUGGCCUGUUUGCAAUCACAAGAGGCAACGAACUGAUAGCAUGAGAGCUUCGUACACCCCGGGGUGGGCGGAAUCGCCACACGGAGCGCCGCACGGAGGGGAAGCCUUCUCCUUAU
Molecule: messenger RNA, 3927 nt
Organism: Vitrella brassicaformis
Lineage: Eukaryota; Vitrellaceae
Source: the annotation of a GenBank genome assembly